AAUGAGUCAAAAAAGGUGGACUAAAGGGUCAAACCAUAGAUUUAGGAAAAAGCAAAGAGAUGAAUCAGAUGAUGAAACAAAUCUUAGGGCAAAAUUAAAGCAAGAUUCAGAUUUCAGAGUCCUUAAUACAAACAAUGAACACCAAUUUUGUUAUUGGAUUGUGGGGUUCCCAUCUACUCGAACCAACCAAACAACUUGGCGCGUAAUUCCAAUUUUAUUAAACAAAAUUAUGGAAGAAAUUAUUAGUAAUGAAUUUACCCAGAUCCAAAUACCCACAAAAAGAUACCCUUUUGUACUGUUCUUCCAAUCAUCAUCAUCAUUUCUCCCACUUUCUUUCUUUCUCUCUCCUCUCCCACCUGCUUUGUUUUUGUCUAAAUUUGCUGCAGAAAUUUGGGGGAAAGUUUGAAUCUUUUGUAUUUUAUUUUUUUAAUUUUUUGUUUGACAAGGGUUAAUGGAAACUUCUGGACCUCAGCUCAUAGAACCUGAAGCUGUUCUUGCUAAUCAUCAGGGUGAACAUAUAGAUGAGAGUUCAACAGCUCGUCACUCAAGACGUCCAAACCUAUCUCUUCUGCAAAUUCCUGCCAGGUCUUUGGAAAAUAAUAUGUCAAGCACAGAUAUUAUUACCAUAUCGAGUCCCUCUUCCACCAGAGCAGGAUUGCCACCAAGACCAUUCUCAGCUGGUUUCAAAUCAUCUAUGCGGAAUAUGCUUCCUCAGAGAAGCCUCUGCGCAAAGACUUCUUCUCAUGAUGGUGAAAAGACAUUUCUUAUCUUCUCAAACAUACCAAAGUCAGACAUUACUACGGAAAAGCCUUCUACUUCAAGGUCAUUCUCUCUCAACAAGGUUUUUUCUUCUCCUUCAACCAAGAGAGCAUGUUCAUUACCAGUUACACCCAUUGCAAAUUCAGGUUCCAAGUCUGUGCGGGAAAGGGAUGCGAAUCUUGUCAACCUUCCUAAUGCCGCAAACCAAGAAGCAGAGCUGCCAAUGAAACGCUCAUUUUCUGUUCCAGUGAAUGUGAGAAAUGCAAGCUUAAGAAGAUUGGGUUCCACAGGAGGUGUAAUCCGUGUUGUUCCAGUGACACCUCAUCAAGUGAAAGUUGAUAGUUCUUUGGAAAAUGAUACAGCAGUUGUAGAAAUCGGUAAUAAAGAUGCCAGUGAAGACAUCCCUGAAGAAGAAGCUGUUUGCAGAAUAUGUUUGAUCGAGUUAGGGGAAGAAGGUAUUACAUUUAAGUUGGAGUGCAGCUGCAAAGGUGAACUUGCACUUGCUCACAAGGAAUGUGCUGUAAAGUGGUUUACUAUUAAAGGAAACAAAAUAUGUGAUGUUUGCAAGCAAGAUGUGAGGAAUCUCCCAGUGACCUUGUUGAGGCUACCAACUCCUCGUCCUGUCCAAACGCGACCACCGAUCAUCACAGAAAGCACGCAAGUCCCGCAUUACAGGGUCUGGCAUGAUAUCCCGGUUCUUGUGUUAGUGAGCAUGCUAGCAUAUUUUUGCUUUUUGGAGCAACUUCUGGUGUCAGAUCUUGGAGCACGUGCUCUGGCCAUAUCAUUACCCUUUGCGUGUGUUCUGGGUCUUCUAUCUUCCAUGAUAGCUUCUACCAUGGUGAGCAAGGGAUACAUAUGGGCAUAUGCUUCGUUCCAGUAUGCAAUUGUGGUCCUCUUCGCUCAUAUCUUUUAUACUAUACUUAAUGUUGCUGCACUUCUGUCAGUUCUUCUCUCCUCGUUUACUGGAUUUGGAAUUGCAAUAAGCACAAAUGCCCUAAUUGUGGAAUACCUUAGAUGGAGAGUUAGUUCUACUCAACAAACUUCCCGUCUUCCUCUUAACAGAAGUAGGCAGCCCAGGCAACACUUUCGAGAUCAUAAUCAUCAUCACCACCACAUCCACCAGCAUCAACACCAGAUGCAUCAGCAACCUGUACGUGUUGAUGAAGUGUCUUUGGGCCCCAUGGACAAUAUUAGAUCAUAAAAUCACGGGUAGAGUGUCCACAGUCCCUGAGACAGACAUGAAAUGAUGUUUACCGAAGUGCUUGCAGUGAUGUACUCCACUAUGCACGAAGUCGAAUUCAAAGAUAAAAUGGCAGCUGCUCAGUUCUUAUGGAGUCUAUACACGGAAAUGAUGUCUACAGCAUCACUGCACUAUAUAUGCUGAAUUCUUCAUGAUGUUGGAGUUUAUGAAAGAAGACAGUGUUACGGUCCAAGGCCGAGGUUGUCAAGAGGUGUAGCGUGCACCAAAAAUCUUGCAGCUGCUUCACUCUCCAACCUCUCCACCUCUACAAAAAGAAAAAAGGUUUAAAAGCCUUGAAUUUUUUUAGCUCUAGCUCACAUUUGCAGUCAAAAUAUGCUUGAGGAUGCCUGCUGCCUUUACCUCUUCCUUGGGAUUUUUUUUCAAUGAAGGAGAUUGCAGGAUCGGGAUCCUCUACAGUAUCUGGAUUUGGGUGGGGGAUUUUUGAAACUAUCUUGCUCAUUCCGGGGUCCAGUAAAUUGAGAAAAGUCUCAUGGAGAUGGGAGUGUUGUGUACCCAUUCAUAGAAGAGUUUUGUGAACUUGUGUGCAUGUGUUUGUUUCGUUUAGACUUUUUCGUAAUCUUUUAUUACAGAUAAACUUCUGUAUCAGGAUUUAGCAUUUAGAAGAAGCCAAGAUGCUUGUCCUGUUAUCCAAACAGUUUUGUAACGGCAGCAGAAUAUACCCCUUGGUUAUUUCAGACUAGAAAAUGCAGGAUAUAUUUAUGCACAGACGGUAAUUUUCUUCA
This is a messenger RNA of Spinacia oleracea (spinach), 2742 nucleotides long. RefSeq lists its product as uncharacterized. The record is from RefSeq and is a predicted model, not a curated record. NCBI's taxonomy places the organism in Eukaryota, Viridiplantae, Streptophyta, Magnoliopsida, Caryophyllales, Amaranthaceae. Gene Ontology annotation, molecular function: zinc ion binding. The transcript is spliced from 9 exons. Bases 452 to 1960 code for a protein of 502 amino acids.